GCGGGUAUUUAUUUACAGGAGAGACUCUCUGUUCCCUGUCCGUGUGUGUUGUAUGUGUUGGUGGGGAUCUGAGAAGAAGAUGGGGAUCAGAUUCAUAUUGAUGGUGAACAAGCAAGGCCAAACUCGUCUUGCCCAAUACUACGAGUACCUCACUAUUGACGAAAGACGUGCUCUUGAGGGCGAAAUCGUUCGUAAAUGCCUCGCUCGCACCGAACAACAGUGUUCCUUUGUCGAGCAUCGGAACUACAAGAUUGUAUACCGGCGCUAUGCAUCACUAUUCUUCUUGGUUGGAGUUGACAAUGAAGAAAAUGAGCUUGCUAUUCUGGAAUUCAUACACCUCUUAGUUGAAACCAUGGAUCGCCAUUUUGGCAAUGUGUGCGAGCUGGACAUCAUGUUCCAUCUAGAGAAAGCACAUUUCAUGCUGGAGGAAAUGGUCAUGAAUGGGUGUAUUGUUGAGACAAGCAAGGCUAACAUUCUCUCUCCAAUACAGCUGAUAGACAAGGCGUCGUAACCAUUUUCACUCCAAUGCUUUAAACAUGCCAAAUCUAUGCACUGGCACUUUCUUUGAUCUCUUUAGGGUUACUGAUUCAUGUACUGUUGUUGUCUACUGUACAACAGGAUGAGCCGAUCUAGGGUAUUUCAGUGAAAUGGAUAAGAACUUACAGUUGAUUAAAUAUAUUGCAUUAUGAGGUUGGUUGUGUGAUUUUUACAAUUGCUUGAUUGUCUUUAGAAAUCAGUAGAUAUUUUAUUCUUUUUCUUGUAAUGAAAUAAGGUGAUGCAAAAAUAAUAAGAAGGCUCCGUUUGGAUUGGUGAA
Messenger RNA from Camellia sinensis, 814 nucleotides. Its product is annotated as SNARE-like superfamily protein. Lineage: Eukaryota; Viridiplantae; Streptophyta; Magnoliopsida; Ericales; Theaceae. Gene Ontology annotation, biological process: protein transport. The record is from RefSeq and is a predicted model, not a curated record.